AUGUUUUUUAAUUUGAGGAACUUCUUCAGUAUUACAAAUUUAUCAAAGAACAGCAAGCAUCUGGUGCGACAAUUUUGGUGUCGGCAACCAGCUCUAAUGAAUGUUCAUCUGAAAGGCCGUGACCUCCUCACUCUACAGAAUUACACAGCAGAUGAACUCAAGUAUUUGCUAUGGAUGGCCUCAGAUUUGAAACAAAGAAUAAAGCAUAAAGGAGAGUAUUUGCCUUUGAUGCAAGGGAAAUCUUUGGCCAUGAUUUUUGAGAAGAGAAGCACAAGAACAAGAUUAUCCACAGAAACAGGAUUUGCUCUCCUUGGGGGACAUCCUUGCUUCCUUACAACUCAGGAUAUACAUCUGGGCACUAAUGAGAGUCUCACAGAUACAGCAAGGGUGCUGUCCAGCAUGACAAAUGCAAUCCUGGCUCGAGUUUAUAACCAUACUGAUCUGGAUCUAAUGGCAAAAGAAGCCACAAUCCCUGUAAUCAAUGGGUUGUCCAACUCAUAUCAUCCUCUCCAGAUUCUGGCUGAUUACCUCACUCUUCAGGAACACUAUGGUGGUCUGAAUGGGCUGACGGUCACCUGGAUCGGGGAUGGAAACAAUGUCCUCAACUCCAUCAUGAUGAGUGCUGCAAAGCUGGGAAUGCAUCUCCAUAUCGCAACUCCCAAAGGCUUUGAACCAGACCUCAGAGUAACUAAAAUAACUGAACAGUUCUCCGAAGAGUAUGGUACCAAGUUACUUCUCACAACAGAUCCUUUGGAAGCUGCAAAUGGUGCCAAUGUGUUAGUUACAGAUACAUGGAUAAGCAUGGGCCAAGAAAAAGAAAAGAAAGAAAGACUAAAGGCAUUUCAAGGUUAUCAGAUUACAAUGCAGACUGCAAAAUCUGCUGCUUCCAACUGGACAUUUUUACACUGUUUACCCAGAAAACCAGAAGAAGUUGAUGAUGAAGUAUUUUAUUCUCCACACUCUUUGGUUUUCCAGGAGGCUGAAAACAGAAAAUGGACAAUUAUGGCUGUCAUGGUUUCCCUGCUGACAGAUUACUCACCAGAGCUACAAAAGCCUACAUUUUGA
Rhea pennata is the source of this 1065-nucleotide messenger RNA. It is a transcript of the gene OTC, whose product is annotated as ornithine transcarbamylase. Gene Ontology annotation, molecular function: amino acid binding; ornithine carbamoyltransferase activity. The record is from RefSeq and is a predicted model, not a curated record. Gene Ontology annotation, cellular component: mitochondrion. The transcript has 10 exons. The coding region runs from base 1 to 1065 and encodes 354 amino acids. Lineage: Eukaryota; Metazoa; Chordata; Aves; Rheiformes; Rheidae. Gene Ontology annotation, biological process: L-citrulline biosynthetic process.